AUGGUAUCAAAAGUAAAAACUUUUGGUCCAAAAAUACUUCAAAUGCUUGAAAUUGUAAAACUUGCAACGUCAUGGCAACAACACCAAAACGUGGAGGGAAUAGGUAAAAGGGCAUGUAAGAUUAGAAAACGAGGUUGUUCUUCAUCUUCAUCAUCAUCUUUGAUCCAAAAAUACAGAUUCAAGCGUGCAAUUUUGGUUGGAAAAAGAGCAGGAUCAACUACCCCUGUUCCUACAUGGAAAGCAGCUUCUUUAGCGAUGCCAAGUUCUGAAUUUCCCACCAAGGGUUCACCAAAGACUGUUACCAAAACCAAACAAGCCUCAGUUUCUGCUAGAAAACUUGCUGCCACUUUGUGGGAGGUUAAUACAAUCCCUUCCCCACAAGCAAAGGAAGAUUUGGAGAAGAAAGAUAGGAGGAGAAAAUUGCCUAGAGUUGCAAAAAUGGCUGAUAGUUUGCCGCCAAAUAUGUCUGAUCCGCCUUAUAGUCCUAUUUCAGAGAAGAUGGAUCAAGCCAGAAUCAAAUCUCAUAGGAGAAGAGCUUCAGUUGUUUCUCAAAAGCUUCAAGUAACUGAUUAUAAGUUGGGGAGCUUGGACACUGUUGGCAAUGCUAAUGUGAUGGAGAUUGAAACUCAUUCUAGGGGUAAAAAUCAUGCUGGAUGCAUGAUUGGAAUUAGAACUCGUUUAAAGGAUGUCAGUAAUGGUCUAGCCACUUCUAAAGAACUCCUAAAAGUUUUGAAUCGUAUUUGUGGUCUUGAAGAGCAACAUUCAUCAGGCAUGUCCCUUGUCUCCGCCCUGCGUGUUGAACUUGAUAGAGCACGCAUCCAAGUUGAUCAAUUGAUCCAAGAGCAACGAUCUAAUCGCAAUGAAAUUGAGUACCUCAUGAGGCAUUUUGCAGAAGAAAAGGCAGCUUGGAAGAGAAAGGAGCGUGAGAGAAUUCGUGAUGCCAUAGCAUGCAUAGCAGAAGAGCUUCAAGUAGAGAAGAAACUCAGGAGGCAAACAGAGAGAUUGAACAAGAAGCUUGGAAAAGAAUUGGCAGAUACAAAGGCAAUGCUGUCAAAGGCAACAAAAGAGCUUGAUUGUGAGAAGAAGGCAAAAGAAAUAUUGGAGCAAGUCUGUGAUGAGUUGGCUAGAGGUAUUGGAGAAGAUAGAGCCAUGGUUGAAGAACUGAAACGAGAGUCAGCUAAAGUGAGGGAAGAAGUGGAGAAGGAAAGAGAAAUGCUUCAGUUUGCUGAUGUAUUACGAGAGGAGAGAGUCCAGAUGAAGCUUUCCGAGGCUAAAUAUCAUUUUGAGGAGAAGAAUGCCGUUGUUGAAAAGUUGAGAAAUGAACUUGAGGCCUACCUAGGAACAAAAAUAGGUGAAGAAAAUGGUGAUGGUUCUCCGAAUCUACGGAGAAUCAAGGAGCUCGAAGCUUAUUUGAAAAAUAUUGAUUUUGGAUCAGGUCAAGCGGCAGAGAACGAUGUGGAUAAAGGUGAAAUUGCGGAUGGAGAAGAGUGUGAAGCAGAUGACUCAGCUGAUAGUGAUCUUCACUCCAUUGAAUUAAAUAUGGAUAACCAUAACAGGAGCUACAAGUGGAGUUAUGCUUGUGGAAAUUAUGCUGAAGUUGAAUCAAAGAAGAAUUCUGUUGAAAAAGAAAAUAAGAGGAGGAAAUCUCUCUCAGAGAAAAUUUCUUGGGGAAAUAUUUGCUUAGAAAGAGGAAGUGCUAAUUCUACAGAAUGGGACUUUGUCCUUAAAAGCCAGGAAAAAUUAGAUGGCUUUGAGAGGGAUCAGACGUACAUUCCAGCUUCACAAGUUCAGGCACAGGAUUACGAAGAUGAAAUUAAAAGAUACAGAUCAGUUAAGAGUCUUAGAGAUCACAUAUUAUCUAGUAAUAAAAUAGCACCCAUCCAAAGCUUUUCCAGUCCAACCCGGCAAUGGAGCCAGUCCAUGCAUUUUCAGGAGCCUAAGUUAGUUGGCAUCAGAGGUGAAGGCCGAACUUCAACAGGCUAAGAGAGAAGAAACAUUUAAUUUUUUGUUUUCCUUUCCUGACUAAUGCUUUGUUGCAUUUUCUUGAAAUUCAAACAUUCUCACUGGGAAUUUAUUUAUGUUGAUUAAUUGCAAACUCCAAAAAGCGAGACUGUAAAUAAACUCCUAGGCUGUAUGAUUCUGGUAUAAUUUAUGGAUACAAAUUGUUCUACAAGAAUAGA
Messenger RNA from Durio zibethinus, 2180 nucleotides. The record is from RefSeq and is a predicted model, not a curated record. Lineage: Eukaryota; Viridiplantae; Streptophyta; Magnoliopsida; Malvales; Malvaceae.